Messenger RNA from Encephalitozoon intestinalis ATCC 50506, 1185 nucleotides. RefSeq lists its product as uncharacterized. The record is from RefSeq and is a predicted model, not a curated record. Gene Ontology annotation, cellular component: membrane. The transcript has a single exon. Lineage: Eukaryota; Fungi; Microsporidia; Unikaryonidae. Bases 1 to 1185 code for a protein of 394 amino acids. Gene Ontology annotation, biological process: lipid modification. Gene Ontology annotation, molecular function: acyltransferase activity.
AUGAUAAGGAAAAUCUCAGAGGUAAGCCAUUUGGAGCGCAGAUUCCUGGCUUCCCUUUUUCUAACAUUAUUCACAAGUUAUACUAUGAGAAAUAGGGCAAGAGCCCAUCAUCUACUAUCCGCAAUGUUGAUUCUGUACAUUGCCUUUGAUUACAAGCACACUGCAUAUAUACUUGGAUCGAUCUUCCUAAAUUCCCUCCUUCUCAAGUACAUCCCGAUGUCAGAGUAUUCGUUUACUCUGUUCAACAUUCUAAUCCUUUACAUUUACAAAAUCUUCGGACCUUUAUUUGAAGAAAGAAUUUCAGGAUCAUUCGACAUCUCCGGAGUUUUAAUGUUGAUGACCAUAAAAAUGUGCUAUCUUGGAAAGGAAUAUGACAGGAAGACGAACUCCAUAAAGGAUGCCCUUUCGUACAUGUUGUUUACACCAGGCCUUAUGCUAGGUCCAACCCCAACAUUUAAAGAUUUCAUCCAAAAUAAGUACGAAGAGCCAAAAAGACCUCCCUAUGGAACUUUUCUAAAAUCUUUUGCAUUUCUGAUUCUCUUCCAAGCCUUAAGAAUAAGUGUUCCAAGGAGCCAUCUUUUGGAAGAGAACACUUCGUUACUAUCAAGGCUUAUUUAUUUGUACCUCUUCACAGUGGGAAAUAGGAUAAAGUUCUACUUUGCUUGGCACUUCUCUCAUGGAUGCUUUGCGUUCCAGAACUUCCCAGACCUUCUAAAUGCUGACUUCAUGAAAGUAGAGUUAGCAACAAGUGUAAAGGACCUAAGUACCUACUGGAAUAUAUGUACUGGGAUUUGGCUGAAAAAUUGCUUUUUCCUCCCGAUGAAAGAAAAGUCCAUAUUUUGGGCAAGCAUAGCAACAUCUGGUGUUUCCGCACUCUGGCAUGGCAUAAAUCCAUGCUAUUUGAUAAUGUUUCUUUCCUUCUCAUCCUCCAUACCAAUUGUAAAGGAAAACAACAAGUUGCUUCAACGCUUUUGUCCAUCCCUGUUCUGGAUACUGUCUAGAAUCCAGAUGCUUCUUCUUACAACAUAUUUCACCACCUCCUUCUUUCUUCUGAGCAUCUCCGAUCUUAUACAUGUAUGGAAAGGUGUGUAUUUUGCAGGUCAUGUGUUUCUUGUCUUCAGCCUAGCAGUCCAAAUGAUUCUGAAGCUCUUUCUUAGACCAGAGAAAGAUAAAAACACUCAUUAA